AUGAUGUUUCAUCGGUUCUUAUUUAAUAAUAGUGUUAGUGCUAAUUCCAACAAUUUCUUCGUAAAAUGCAGUUUGCUGAAUCAAACCCUACGAGGGGCGAGAGGCUACUCUACGGGUUUAAAGAAACCGAAAACUGGAAUUGUGCUAAUAAAUAUGGGAGGACCGGAAUCCACUGAUCAAGUUUAUGACUAUUUAUAUCGAAUUAUGACAGACAGAGACAUGAUACAAUUGCCCAUAGCCCAAAAUACACUAGGACCUUGGAUAGCGAAAAGAAGAACUCCCGAAGUUCAGAAGAAAUAUAAGGAAAUAGGAGGUGGGUCUCCGAUAUUAAAAUGGACAAAACUACAGGGUAAACUUAUGUGCGAAAUGCUCGAUCAGAAGAGCCCUGAGACUGCCCCCCACAAAUCAUACGUAGCCUUCAGAUACGUGCCUCCAUUCACGAAGGAUGCCUUUACCGAGUUAAAAAAAGAUGGGAUAGAACAUGCCGUUAUGUUUUCCCAGUACCCGCAGUAUUCUUGUGCUACGACUGGAUCUAGUUUUAACGAAAUAUACAGGCAUUUGCGAAAAAACGAUGUGCUGGGUGAUAUGAAAUUAUCGGUAAUCGAUCGAUGGCCACUACAUCCUCUAUUAGCAAAGACGUUUGCUCAGAACAUCAAGAACGAACUACAGCAAAUUCCGGAAAAUAAAAGAAAAGAGGCCAUUAUACUCUUUUCGGCACAUUCCCUUCCGUUAAAAGCUGUAAACCGUGGCGAUUCAUACCCAUCGGAAGUUGGUGCUACCGUUCACCAAGUCAUGCAGGAGCUGAAUUUCUCCCAUCCUUAUCAAUUGGUGUGGCAAUCCAAGGUGGGUCCCCUGCCUUGGCUGGGGCCCAUGACGGACGAGGCCAUCAAAGGAUACGUCAAGCAAGGGCGAAAAACGUUUAUUGUAGUACCCAUUGCUUUUGUGAAUGAGCACAUAGAAACACUGCACGAGCUUGAUAUUGAAUAUUGCAAGGAUCUAGCUAAGGAGGUUGGAGUGGAAACUAUUCGUAGAGUCCCUGCUCCAAAUGACCAUCCGUUAUUCAUUGAAGCUCUCUGUGAUAUAGUCCAGAAACAUUUGCAGAGUAAGGUACCUGUAUCACAUAAAUUUUUGAAUAGGUGUCCGCAUUGUACUAAUGCGAAUUGUUAUAAUAGUAAAAAAUGGUAUUCCGAGGUUUGUUCUUUUUAA
Molecule: messenger RNA, 1206 nt
Organism: Phyllotreta striolata
Lineage: Eukaryota; Metazoa; Arthropoda; Insecta; Coleoptera; Chrysomelidae
Source: the annotation of a GenBank genome assembly